This is a messenger RNA of Cylas formicarius (sweet potato weevil), 2303 nucleotides long. RefSeq names its product lipase maturation factor 2-like. NCBI's taxonomy places the organism in Eukaryota, Metazoa, Arthropoda, Insecta, Coleoptera, Brentidae. Gene Ontology annotation, cellular component: endoplasmic reticulum membrane. Bases 37 to 1953 code for a protein of 638 amino acids. The transcript is spliced from 8 exons. The record is from RefSeq and is a predicted model, not a curated record. Gene Ontology annotation, biological process: protein maturation.
UCUCACUUGGAAAAUAUUGUUAAUUCGUUCGGCGCUAUGAUUUCCAUACGGUACACUUCGAAUUUGUUUUUGCGUGCCUUCUGCAUCGUUUACCUGUCGGCCUUUUUGUCGUUUUAUUACCAAAUUCCAGGCUUGUAUGGCGACAACGGCGUACUCCCUGCCAGCUCGGUGUUGGAAAACAGCAAACACAAGACCCUGUCGGCCAAAAUCCACUACCAGCCGACCCUGUUGUGGCUCGCGCCCUACUUAGGGCUCAGCACGAGCUACGCCUUGGACGUUUUGGCGCUCCUGGGGGCAUUUUUGGCUUUUACUGGGUUCAUUUCUCAGAAGUUCUGCAUCAUACCCGUGUUCACAGCCUUGUGGUCGUUGUAUUUCUCCAUAUACCAAGUCGGGCAGGUUUUUGUUUCAUCAAGUUUCGACGACUUCUUGCUGGAGGCGGGCUUCCUCGCGAUCUUCGUCGCCCCGUUCCUGCCCAACCGAAAAAAAACGUCCAAAGGCUCGGGCGUCGACGCCAUAUCGCUGUGGAUGGUGCGAUGGUUGCUCUUCCGUUACCUGCUGACGUCCGGCGUCGCGAAAUUGUUGAGCGGCUGUCCGAAAUGGUGGACACUGACCGCUUUCAACCACCAUUUUGAGACGAUGCCGCUGCCCAGUCCCCUCUCGUGGUACUCCCACCACCUGCCGUCGUGGAUCUUGCGACUGACAGCAGUCUACGCCAACGUCUGCGAACUCGCGUUGCCGUUCACGUUCCUGCUGCCCGUCAGGCACAUCAGGAUCACGGCGUUCGUCUUCCAGCUGUUCCUGCAGACGUGCAUCGUCCUAACCGGUAACUACGACUUCGUCAAUUUGCUGACGGUCACGCUGCUGCUCUCUCUGCUCGACGACAAGUUCUUUUACGGCAGCAAAAAGGCCGACUCGAAUUGGGGCGUGGUCGGUCACGUGGCGAACGCGGCCCUGUUCGCAGCCAUCUCCUACGCCGCCCUCCGUCUCUAUUCGAUCAAACUGGACGGAGGCGUGGUCGACGCCCACAUAGCGUUCUCCAAAGGUCAGUUUAACGAGUUCGCGGGUCAAGCGCUGGUCUACACCCUUCACCUGGGUCUCGUCUCUCUGGCCGGUACGGUACUGUACGGAUUGUCGCGAGUACUGUUCGGCAACGAGCACGGGAACAAGUUUUUCAACGUCGUGAAGACGUUGUUCUACGCGUUGGUAGCGCUGACGGUGUUCUUUUCGAGCACGGUGCCGCUGGCGUCGCUUCAUCCGGCGUCCAACGCGACGGUACACCCGACCCUGCGCACCGCUUACAACAGACUGCACAAGACGCGCAUCGUCAAUCAGUACGGCCUGUUCGCGAAAGUGACGGGCGUCGACGGUAGGCCCGAGAUCGUCCUAGAGGGCGCGGACGGUCUCGAUGGACCUUGGAAAGAGUACAACUUUUUGUACAAGCCGGGCAACGUCAAUCACUCGCUUCCGUUCGUCGCGCCUUACUCGCCUAAACUCGACUGGCAGAUGUACUGGGCGGCCUACAGCACCUACGACAAGCAGCCGUGGCUGUUGUCGUUGGUUCAUAGGCUGCUGACCGGCCGUCCCGAAGUCCUCAACCUCAUCGACCAAGCCCAUUCGCCGUUCGCCGCCAAGCCGCCCAAGUACAUCCGCGCGGUCUUGUACAAGUACAAGUUUACUGCGUGGAGUCACAGGUCCCAGCCUGCGUGGUGGGUAAGGGAGAAGGUGUCCGAGUACUUCCCGGCCUAUACGAAAGAUUCACCAGCGCUGGUCGACUUUCUGAAAGCGCGAAACCUGCUACCCGCGUCGACGCGUCAAACCGUCAACCCGAUAUGGAAGCAGGUACUGGACAGCGUCCGCUACGUCUCGGACCAUCUGGAGGCCACCCUUCUCUUCUGGUCGGUGUUCACGGCCGGCCUGGCGAUCAUAGCGACGUCGUCUCCGAGGAGGAACUGAGACGCACCGCGCAGACUGUUCUGAUUAAGUUUAAAUACAUUGGUUAUUUGUUUUUUAAUUGUGUAAAUAUAAGUUCAACGUGUGGUUUAAGGGCCCGACAGGUCUCUCUAAAGCACCUUGUUUUCCUCCUUUAUUUCUUUCCGUCUUUGUGUUUAACUCUAAACCACUUUUUUUUAUAUACUACAAAUAACGUGUGUUGCCGAUUUUUUAUUUUAAGUAAGAGGCGUGAUUAAAAAAAAAUUAUCAGUCUACUUUAUAGCGUAGAGAAUGUGUGUUUCGAUGUCUUCGAUAUUUUUAAACUUUGUCGCUGUACAAUAAAAUGUCUGAAUCAACAGUCUAGAUUGUUAAUU